Molecule: messenger RNA, 724 nt
Organism: Purpureocillium takamizusanense
Lineage: Eukaryota; Fungi; Ascomycota; Sordariomycetes; Hypocreales; Ophiocordycipitaceae
Gene: DERI1
Product: Ribose-5-phosphate isomerase
Exons: 2
Coding region: 86-556 (156 amino acids)
Biological process (GO): carbohydrate metabolic process
Cellular component (GO): intracellular anatomical structure
Molecular function (GO): isomerase activity
Source: RefSeq, a predicted model, not a curated record
CCUGAAGACCUCUGAGACGCAGAGUCUGACUCCUACUUGCAUUGUUUUCUCCUCAAGUCCACAAAGCGAGACGUUGAGAGUCAAGAUGUCACCACCAUGGAGAAUCGCCAUGGGCUGCGAUGAAGCCGGCAUAUCCUACAAAGACGCCAUCAAGCGCGACUUCGAGUCCGACUCGCGCGUCGCCUCCGUCAUCGACGUGGGCUCGCACGAGGGCAGCGACAAGACGGCGUACCCGACGCGGGCGGCCUCGGCGGCGCGGCUGGUGGCCGAGGGCAAGGCGGACCGGGCGCUGCUCAUCUGCGGGACGGGGCUGGGCGUCGCCAUCACGGCCAACAAGAUCAAGGGCGUGCGGGCGGUGACGGCCCACGACAGCUUCAGCGUCGAGCGCAGCGUGCUGAGCAACAACGCGCAGGUGCUGUGCAUGGGCGAGCGCGUCGUCGGCCUUGAGCUGGCCCGUCGCCUGGCCAGGGAGUGGCUGGGGUACGAGUUUGACGCGACGAGCGCGAGCGCGAAGAAGGUGGACGAGAUUGUGCAGCUCGAGGCGUGUGAGGCGUGAUGAUGGCGGAUGAUGAUGAUGAUGAUGAGGCGCCAUAUGGUGUUAAAGGGGGCGGCGUUGCAAACAGAAAAUCACCAACACGAGAGGAGACUUGGCUGCACACGCACACCACGCUUGUACUGUAGGCAGCGAGCGUUGCAUUUCUAGACUCGUACAGUUCUAUAGCUC